CCAUCUUGUUUCUUUAUCCCUCGACUCUUGAAGCAUCUGCCCGACGCUCAAGCACUCUCUCAAGUCCAUCAUGAGAGUACUGCUCUGGUGCCGAGGACCUCGCCCUCCCGAUGACUACAACCAACUGGAACCAGCAGCAACCACUCGGAACCAACAAAGCUGCUGUUAUGCUACCACAUUAGUUGAGCUUGGUUGUCUCCAAGCCUUGUCACUGAACAUCCUCUGGCUUGUGACGCUGCCCAGUCGAUUCGCUCCUGGAUGCAAGAGUCUGGCUUCAAUGCCAUCAAGAGUUCCAGAUCAAGGCCUAGUAGGGACCGCGUGUGGUGGUGGGCAGUUAUCCGGUUAGAACAACCGUUACGUAUUGCGUGUAUAAUUGCCUAGUAGUAGCUUAGCUUUUCCGAACUGGUUGUCGCCGGUUUAUUCCCUGGUGUGCGAGGCACUGACAUUUGUUUUUGCCAAUACACUAUUAAAUUCUCCGAUAAGCUAUAGGAUUUCUAUCCGCGGUAGUUGUCUCGUGCUCAUGACUGGUGAACAUUAUGCUCAAUUAAUUGGAAGAGACAACACAGCUCCGACAAGGAUUCAGGGCCAUUACUAGCUGGCUACUGAUCGCAAUCAAGAUGCUGCAGUCAUAUAUGCCCUGUAACUGAUGGCAAAUGCCCUCGCCAGGUAUAAUCAGCCUGCGGUUGUGGAGGAUAGCAAAAUGCAAGGAAUCUUCGGAGAUUUAGAUCGAAUCUCAGGUGCCCCUUGGGAAUGUUUUGAUGGGGCCCGGAUAUUUUCUUGUUUUGGGGAUCCUUUUGACAUCGUCAGGUUCUGAGUACUAUCGCACCGAAUGGAUCGCUUUGUUCAAUUUCGGAAGUUUUCUGCAGAAUGUUGCUUUGUCAGUCCGGGGUUUUUACCUCAAUAGAGCGGGUUUCUCCCAUCCCGCGGGGUCGAAUGGGGGAUAGUUUGAUGUUUGAGCUUUUUUAGUACACUUUGCCUCGACUGGCAAAUUUCGACAAACCCAUCAUCCUCCUUACAGCCAUGUCAGAAUCAGGAACAACCGUACCCUCCCAGCAACACAGCUACAUCCCGGCACCCACUAGGGCAGCUCAUCUUCACAUGCGAUGGAUGGAAAUGCCAUUUCCCGUACAAGAAUGGAACGACAACUGGAUGGUCGUUGGUCCAGUCGGGAUUCCAUCACAAUGGAAUCGAGAAAGAAGAGAGAGAUACUCCCACCCACCAAACCAUUCCGUCUUCCAACAACAUCCCAUACCAUACCAGUUUCAAAUGCCAUGGUCAAAUCACGCUCGGUCGUCGUCGAAUUGGGCAGUGUCCCAUUCCCCAAGUUCCACUCGAUCCGCAUCACCGCCGUCGGUUGAAUCACCUCCUACCUCGUCAACACAACCCACAUUGUCCACGCACCCAAGCUUCAAGGCCAAAGCAGUGUGUCUGCUAUCAUGUAAAUUCUGUGAACAAGUUCUUUGCAAAAGAGGAAUGAAGGCCAUUCUGCUGGCUGAUACAAGGAUUGAGUUGUUUUCAACGGAUACAAUUCCUUCAGGGCGCGUCCAGCUCGUUGCCCAAGAUUAUCUCACUCGAAACUGCCAAUGCCGAAUUCGUGAUGUAGCAUGUUUGGGAUGUGGGAACGUAAUUGGCUAUCACGUCACAACUCCUUGCACCAAGUGCAUGUCCGCAUGCCACAAUGGGCAUUUUUGGAUGUUUCAUGAGAGUGCUGUAGCUGGGAGCGAGAGAUUUGAUGAGUCUGGCACGCAUAAACUACUCUGGGCACAUUUACCUUAUGCCGAUCGUGAUGCCGAUUGGAUGGAGACUUUUGAUGGAGUUUGUCGUUGAUCGGGUUGAUUGAUAUUCUUUUUUUCUUACCGGAUUCAAGAUUUAUUUUUUUGGGAAUUGCUGAAAGGGCUGCGUAGUGGAUGUUGUGCCCAUUGAAAUAAAUAUACCAGCUCGGCUGUAGUGAUGGCGAGACAGAGAUUCAACGCCCUGCGUUUUUGGAAUCGUUGCCGUGCUUUACGUUUUGCGAGUCUAUUGUUGUCUCUCACACAUUUUGCCGGGGGCGAAGAUGACUGUUAUUCGAGUUCAUAUCCGAGGUCAUAGUCUGAUACUUGACAAUGUCAAUAUAAUGUACCAAAU
Spizellomyces punctatus DAOM BR117 is the source of this 2124-nucleotide messenger RNA. RefSeq lists its product as uncharacterized. NCBI's taxonomy places the organism in Eukaryota, Fungi, Chytridiomycota, Chytridiomycetes, Spizellomycetales, Spizellomycetaceae. The transcript has 7 exons. Bases 1021 to 1827 code for a protein of 268 amino acids. The record is from RefSeq and is a predicted model, not a curated record. Gene Ontology annotation, cellular component: cytosol.